GCAGGAGCCUCGCGGAAUGUGACUCAUCGGUAUCCAGUCCAAUCCUACUAUAAUAAGCCUGUUGGAUGUGUUUUGAAUACCAACCAGCUUUGUCUCGUCUCUUUGCACGAGUGUACAUUCAACUCCUGAUGAAUCAUCACGAAGGAGACCCAGCCUUUCGCGUACUAUCAAUUACAUGCGAACGUCAAGUCCCAGAAUCUGUCAAUCUGCCUAUUGCAGCACCAGUGCUACUAGUCCAGGAGGAAACAUACAUAGAUGCCCCACUUCAUACCGAGGAAAGGAACAAAGGGGCACUAAAAACUAUAUUCCAUGCACCGACUGUGCUAGAAAAUAGAUCCUUCUAUAUCGAUUUUGAAGAUGGAGAUAGGCGGAAUCCAGUCAACUUCUCUCCCGCAAGGAGGUGGGCAAUGACAAUAAAUGCUUGUGCCUUUACGGGCGUUGUAGCUGCCGCCGUGUCUUCAUAUAACAUGGGUUUCUCGUCUAUGACCAGAGACCUCGAUUGUACAUUAUUCCAAGCAACUCUGGGAUUUAGCAUGUACAUUUUAGGAUUUGCACUCGUGCCUCUCGUCACUUCAUCGUUUAGCGAGGAAUUCGGCCGCCUUCCUUUUUACAUCGUUUCGUCUUUCAUGGUUGUACUGACUGAAGUGAUGACAGCUUUGGCACCGAAUAUACAAACCGUUAUUGUAGCUCGUGCAAUUGGAGGAUGCUUUGGCUCGACUGCCACAACACUCGUUGCUGGGACUAUCGCAGACAUUUGGCUGCCUCAUCAACGGGGACUCCCAAUGUCCUUCUAUACCUUAGCGGCUCUUUCAUCUGCUGGUUUAGGCCCGAUGGUUGCAGGCUGGAUCGAAGCUAAUCCAUCCCUGCAAUGGCGGUGGAUACAAUGGAUCCAAGCUAUCGCUACCGGGGCGUGUUCUAUCUCCAUGCUUUUAGUUCUAAAAGAGACUCGCUCGACCGUCAUUCUGGCUCAUAUGGCCCGUCGAGUUCGAAAGGAUACUGGAGAUGGCCGGUAUCGUGCAAGAUCAGAAGCAGACAAGCCCCCCCUUAGGUCAAUGAUCGUGACUUCAUGCACUCGCCCAUUAAUUCUCUUAAUCACUGAACCCAUUGUUCAGGGCUUUAGUCUCUGGAUUGGUUUUAUAUGGGGAGUUCUCUACUUUUUACUUGACUCAAUAUCGAGCGAAUUCGAAAACAUCUACGGAUUUGGUGUCGGAGAGACUGGGAGCGUUUUUGUUACCAUAACCAUCGGAAGUGUUCUAGGUUACUUGGCUAAUGUCUACGGGGAAGGACUAUACAAAAAAUAUGUUCACCGCAAAGGCCAAGAAGCUCGUCUUUACAUGGCUUGCGUAGCAUCCGUAAUCUUUCCCAUUGGAAUGUUCAUCUUCGCGUGGACCGCCCGAGCAGAUAUCUUGUGGAUAGUUCCCAUGAUCGGCCUUACGCUUUUCACGACCUCCGCUUUUGUCAUAUAUCAAGCCGUAUUCAUCUACUUGGCAGAUUGCUACGGACCCUACGCAUCUUCGGCGCUGGCAGGUCAGAGCCUGUUUCGAAACAUACUUUCCACUGUCUUCCCGCUCCUCACGAGCCGAAUGAACAACCACCUGACGUACAAAUGGGCAGGUACUGUCUUUGCACUAAUAGCGGCCAUCAUGAUCCCCAUACCAUUUAUUUUUUUCUUUUAUGGGCCAAGAAUACGAGAGUGCAGCCCCGUCUCCCAGAAGAUUCAGAAGAUCGAUGCUGAACAAAAUAAUCCGGACUUGGAAAAGUCGUAAGACUAUCUAUCCGCUCGUUGCUUGUUGCUGAGUUAUAGAGAUGUGGCGGGAAUCUCACCGCAGUUAAUUAUUACACGUUGAUCGCAUGAAUGUAGCAAUCAAUUGGCAGUUACAUACUCAAUAUGAUUUGACAUUAUAUUAGGUGGUACACUUGAUUUAUGUCUUCUACGCAAUUAUAAUGUUGACCACUAUUUACCGCAUGCUCCAAUCAAAAA
Molecule: messenger RNA, 1981 nt
Organism: Suillus bovinus
Lineage: Eukaryota; Fungi; Basidiomycota; Agaricomycetes; Boletales; Suillaceae
Product: major facilitator superfamily domain-containing protein
Exons: 15
Coding region: 66-1766 (566 amino acids)
Biological process (GO): transmembrane transport
Molecular function (GO): transmembrane transporter activity
Source: RefSeq, a predicted model, not a curated record